GAUGUGUCAUUCUUUUCCCCUCACACUGUAGGCACUUCGUAGAUGGCAGUAGCAGCAGCACUUCCGUCUCACAAACGCGGAGCACACUUGCACAACAAAAGGAGUAAGUUUUAUGGUGCUGUGAAACAGGCAGGGCAGUGGUUGGGGGGAUAAGGAGGAAACGUUUAUGGCAUUAAAAAGUGACUGAGGCCACCUAUAGACGCUGGGCUAAUUGGCUUCUGUUCGUGCUGCUGGUGUGUGUCAGUGUGGAGCUGUGAGGGGAGGAGCGAGGACCGAUUCAAACCGGGAGUUAAAGUUAAAUACGAAGCGGGCGCUAACGAAUACAGAAGGGCUUGUAUUUAAAAAAAAAAAAAAGUUUGUGUGUUAAGCUAAUCGUGUGAUAUUAACUCUACCUGAGGAAAAACCCGCCUUCCCCCGCGCGCUGUUUUACAGUAGGCGCAGAGCUGGCAGUGGCUGCUUCCCUCAAGACUGUGACUGACCUGCACAGGUGUCACUGGGUGGUUUAAGGAUGGUUUUGACUCAGCAGCAGACCUGGAGGUAGCGACACAUCGCCUGUGCCUUUGGGCCCCUGGAACCCGGACUGGAGAUGGUCCACUGGGCCGGACAGUGGUGGGCAUGCGUCUGGUUCCAGACUGUGCUGGCCUUUGCCCUGGCCAACUGUGCGUCAUUGGCCCCCAGCCCUGUCAACUUCUCUGUUGUGUAUACAAUGCCUUUCUUCCAAGCUGGGGGUCCCAUCCAAAACAUAGUCAACAACUCAUUUUACCAAGAAGUGUACGUGGCCUCUAAGAAUGUGAUCGAAGCUGUCAACAGAAGCCUGGAGAAGGUGUGGGAGCUCCGCACUGGGCCAGUGGGGGGCUCAGAGUGUCACAUAUGCAAUUUGUGUGAGAUUGACAAGAAUCACAACUUUCCAGAGGACACAGACAAUCAGGUGUUGCUGUUGGAUACACUCUUUAUGUAUUUAUAUUCUUGUGGAAGUUCUCAGUACGGCGUAUGCUAUUUCCACCAGCUGAACCCAAAUGGAGAGCCACCCUCUCUUUCAAAGUGUUUGUUCAGAAAGGGCUCAAACUCUGCUGCUAACUGUCCUGACUGUGUGGCUAGCCCUCUUGGUACAAAAGUCACAAUGGUGGAGGAGGGUCAGACUGUCUAUUUCUUUGUCGCGGCCAGUGUUAAUGACAGUGUCACUCAGCGUUACGGCAGGAAGUCUUUAUCAGUUCGUCGACCACUGGCCACAGAAGAUGGUUUCUUCAGUGAUGUGCGUGGUCUGACUGUCCUUCCCAGCCUGCGAAAGACAUACCAUAUUGAAUAUGUCUACAGCUUCUUCACUCAGGAGUUUGUGUACUUCCUUUCAGUCCAGAGAGAGAGCCCAGAUCAGGAAUCGUCGCCUUUUCAGACUCGUCUGGGACGUCUCCCGAGGAACGAAUGGGAAAUGAAGCGGUAUCGCGAGUUGAUCUUGGAGUGUCGCUUUGAACCAAAGCGAAGGAGGAGGAACGUAGCCAGUGAACCUUAUAAGGAUAUUGUGUACAACGUGGUCCAAGCAGCCCAUUUUGGCAAAGCAGGCAGGGAGCUGGCAGAGGAGUUAGGAGCGGAGGAGGAGGAUGACAUCCUGUAUGGUGUUUUUGCUGUCACCGACGACAACGGAGUCACAGAGCAUGACUCUGCCCUGUGCGCCUUCCCCAUGGACAAUGUGAACAAGGCAAUUGCUGAUGGGGUGGAUGACUGCUGUGAGUCUGGACCUGAGCAGCUCUCUAGAGGGCUCUGCCAUUUCCAACCCUGUGAGAGCUGUCCACAUGAGAGCAUGGAGAACAAUGCCACAUGCAGAGACCAUCCUACCAUGGUGUCAAAGCCCUACUACAGAGUGGACCUGUUCAACAGGAAGAUGACAAACGUCCUGCUCACAUCUCUCCUCGUCACAACUAUUGAGAACAAGACCGUGGCCCACAUUGGUACCUCGACCGGACGCCUGCUUCAGCUUGUGCUGACAAGAUCCAGCCCUGUCAUCUUUGCCAAUUACUCCUUGGUAGAAAACCAGAGGGUCUCCUCCAUUGCUGCUGUGCAUUCUUCAGAAUAUCUUCUCUUUGUGGUUGGAGACAAGAUGAUCCAGGUGCCCCAAAGAGGACCAGGCUGUCAACACUUCCUGACUUGUGCCAUGUGCCUGACUGCCCCAAAAUUCAUGGGCUGUGGCUGGUGCUCUGGAGUGUGCUCGUGGGAGAGCGAGUGCCACAAUCGCUGGAGAAACGAGUCCUGCCCACCUGGGAUCUCCGGAUUCUUUCCACGGACUGCUCCCCCUGAUGGUCAAACAGAGCUAACGCUGACUGGGUGGGAGUUCCAGUCGCCUUUGAGGCCUGCUAUCACCUCCAGAACCCACCAGAUCCGACUGGGACAGACGUCCUGCACUGUGAUUCCAGCCAAAAGCAACAACACGUACUUGGUGUGUAAGAUUCGCUCUGGGGCCACUGAGCUGUUCAAACCAGUCAACAUUACAGUGGAAGUGCAUGAGGGCAAAGUGGAGGGACGCUACUCUAUUGAAGGGAAGGCAGAAAUGUCAGGAUUCACAUUUGUGGUUCCCAACAUCACAGAAAUCCAGCCCAACUAUGGCCCUCGUGUUGGGGGCACACUCAUCACAGUGAGUGGGCCUCACUUGGACGCUGGAAAGACCAGGAGAGUCACUCUUAACGAUGUGGCCUGCGACAUAAAAAGGGUCACAGCGCCUAAAGGCAACGUGUCUUCCAUCAUUUGUUUGUCCAAAGAAAUCUCAGAGGUGAGAGAUGUUCCUCUGAGUGUGUUCAUUGACAAGUCUCCUGUUCUCACAACAAAGGUGUUUUACUACAAGGAAAACCCAAAGAUAACAGACGUCCGGCCUGACUGUAGCUUUGACAGAGGUUCAAAGAUUGUCAUUGAAGGGGAGAACCUGGAUUCUGUUUACCGCACAAUCAUCCGCUUUAAACCCAAUGAGAGCCACCUGAAAUCUGUGUCAACGGAGUGCCUCGGCAAGUCUUUACCCACACGGAUGGAAUGCAUGACCCCUGUUUUCCACAGGGAUGAAACUGUGGAAGGAUCGCUAUCUUUUGAUAUGGAUGGAGCAUCAAGCCUGUGGAGCAAAGAGUUCUCCUAUCACCCCUACGGCGAGCCCAUACCUUUUGAAACAGAAGGACAUGUUCUAAAUUUGUACCCUGGGUUUGAUGAGGUGUCACUACAUCACCAAAAGCUGAACCUGGUGAGCUCCUGCAUGACCAUCAUUAUGACGGUGGCAGGUGUUGAUUGUGGUGCUAAAGUCCUGGAUAAUGAGAUAACCUGCAGGAUCCCCAAAAACAUGACCAUUCCUAGUGAGGGACUACCAGUGAAGAUCUCCAUCAACGGACAGGUUCACAACGUUGGCACAGUGGUGAGGGUCAGCAACCAUUACAUGGUGGGGAUCGUUUUGGGGAUCCUGGCAGCUCUGGUUGCCGGGGCGGUGCUGGCCUUUGUUGUCAUGAAACACUUAAGGAAGAAGAAGAAAGCCUCCAUGGUAGAGUCACGUUUAACCCACAGCGCCAACCGCUGUGGUACAAAUAAUGUGGAGAUGUCACCUGUUGGAGACUACAGAAGAGUAGUAUCGCUAAGUCCUCCCACCCCCUUGGUGGGACCGGUAGCAUUCCCCAGCCUGACCUAUGCAGGAGGUCGCAUAGAUCCGACCCUCACUCCCCUCCUUCCUACAGAAAAGAUCCCUAUCACCAGUUUUAGGCCAGAGCUGCUGGAAGAGGUGAAAGAUGUUCUUAUUCCUGCCGAGAUGCUUGUUGUCCAGAAACAUCGGAUUAUCGGAAAAGGUCAUUUUGGAACCGUCUAUCACGGCUACUUCACAGACUCCAACAACAGAGAAAUCCACUGUGCUGUCAAGUCUUUGAAUAGAAUAACAGAUGUGGAAGAGGUGGAGCAGUUUCUGAAGGAAGGCAUCAUAAUGAAGGGCUUCCAUCACAGCAACGUGCUUUCUCUGUUGGGCAUCCUCCUGCCACAGGAAGGGCUCCCUCUUGUGGUUCUGCCAUACAUGAAACACGGGGACUUGCGGCAUUUCAUACGCUGCGAGAAGAGGAACCCCACUGUAAAGGAUCUGAUUGGCUUUGGGCUGCAAGUUGCCAAGGGGAUGGAGUAUUUGGCCCAGAAGAAGUUUGUGCACAGAGAUCUCGCUGCACGCAACUGCAUGCUGGAUGAGUCGUACACGGUGAAGGUGGCGGACUUUGGCAUGGCCAGAGAUGUUUUCGAUAAGGAAUAUUACAGUGUUCAGGACCACAGGAAGGCUAAACUGCCUGUCAAGUGGAUGGCCAUCGAGAGUCUGCAAACACAAAAAUUUACCUCCAAGUCAGACGUGUGGUCCUUUGGUGUUCUGAUGUGGGAAAUGCUGACCAGAGGAGCCAGCCCCUACCCAGAGGUGGACCCAUACGAUAUAACGCACUAUUUACUGAAGGGCAGGAGGCUUCCUCAGCCACAGUACUGCCCUGACCCUUUGUAUAGCAUUAUGCUCCAGUGCUGGGACCCGGAUCCAGAGUUGAGGCCCAGCUUUGCUACACUGGUGUCAGCUGUCUCCACCAUACUGUCUGGCCUGGAAGGAGAGCACUACAUCAGUCUGAAUGUCACCUAUGUCAACCUUGACCAGCCUCAUCCCUAUCCUGCCCUGACUGAAUCCGCUGAUGAGUAUGACUCCACAGACGUUGAAGACUCGGGCUCAAUGUCUUCUUGAUUCACCUCCCCCUACUUACCCCCUACUUUAAACUGGUUCUGGUGCUAAUAGCAGGCGCACAAAAAAGGAAAAAAACAAACUUCCGUCUCAUCACACCAGUGUUUUUUACCUCAGUGGAUUUGAAUCAGAAUGGAAAAAGUGAGAUGGCGCAACUGUGGGCUUUAGGUUUGUGAACCAAAGGAAAAAGAAAGACAGAGAUAGCAAGAUAUUCUUUUUCGUAGUGCGUUAGGUAAGUAAAAAGUACCUUCAAAUUACGAACACCUACAGAAGUGCAGGCACUACAGCUCACAGAUGCUGGGCGCUGAAGAAGAAAAGUGUGCUUUUUGGUGAGCGAGGCAUUGAUGAGAGGGGAGCUCAAGUGCUUAUUUCUGACAGUGGAUUAAGGGGCUGGUACUGCAUUAGUUCUGGAUUGGUGCUGCGCAGAGCUUUUGCAGAUGCACAUGUUCUUCCUUCACAAAUGGAUCCAAAUAAUAAAGCAUACUUCAUCAUGUUAGAUACCACCAGUAAAAUUCAAACCUUAAAACUGCUUUAUCUUAAGUUUAUUUAUUGUCUAUUUCCAAUAAAUAAACUGGUAACCGACAAUAUGUUAGACUGUAGUAACCAGCUAUUAACCAGCUAGUUUUGUCGUACUAGCUGGUUAGUAAACCAAAGAAACAAAGUGUUUUUAUUGUAAUACAGUCAUCAAAAAAAACAAAGUACACUCAUUUUGGAUUCUACAAUUUUACAUAUCAGGACAUAAUAAAAAUAAUGUGGU
Messenger RNA from Pundamilia nyererei, 5465 nucleotides. RefSeq names its product macrophage stimulating 1 receptor b (gene mst1rb). Gene Ontology annotation, molecular function: ATP binding; protein binding; transmembrane receptor protein tyrosine kinase activity. Gene Ontology annotation, cellular component: signaling receptor complex; plasma membrane. Gene Ontology annotation, biological process: multicellular organism development; positive regulation of kinase activity; cell migration. Bases 587 to 4711 code for a protein of 1374 amino acids. The record is from RefSeq and is a predicted model, not a curated record. The transcript has 21 exons. NCBI's taxonomy places the organism in Eukaryota, Metazoa, Chordata, Actinopteri, Cichliformes, Cichlidae.